This is a messenger RNA of Jaculus jaculus (lesser Egyptian jerboa), 1492 nucleotides long. RefSeq names its product DnaJ heat shock protein family (Hsp40) member C8 (gene Dnajc8). The record is from RefSeq and is a predicted model, not a curated record. Gene Ontology annotation, cellular component: nucleus. Bases 44 to 805 code for a protein of 253 amino acids. Lineage: Eukaryota; Metazoa; Chordata; Mammalia; Rodentia; Dipodidae. The transcript has 9 exons.
CGGCGCCUGCGCAGAAAGGUCACGUGGUGGCUGCGCCGGGGAAAUGGCGGCUUCAGGAGAGAGCGGGGCUUCGGGCGGCGGAGGCAGCACAGAGGAGGCAUUUAUGACCUUCUACAGUGAGGUGAAACAAAUAGAGAAAAGAGAUUCAGUUCUAACAUCCAAAAAUCAGAUUGAAAGAUUGACCCGUCCUGGUUCCUCUUACUUUAAUUUGAACCCAUUUGAGGUUCUCCAGAUAGAUCCUGAGGUGACAGAUGAAGAAAUAAAAAAGAGGUUUCGACAGUUGUCUAUAUUGGUGCAUCCUGACAAAAAUCAAGAUGAUGCUGACAGAGCACAGAAGGCUUUUGAAGCUGUGGACAAAGCUUACAAGUUGCUACUGGAUCAGGAACAAAAGAAGAGGGCCCUGGAUGUAAUUCAGGCAGGAAAAGAAUACGUGGAACACACUGUUAAAGAGCGAAAAAAACAAUUAAAGAAGGAAGGAAAACCUACAAACGUGGAGGAGGAUGAUCCAGAGCUGUUCAAACAAGCAGUAUAUAAACAGACCAUGAAACUGUUUGCUGAGCUGGAAAUUAAAAGAAAAGAGAGAGAAGCCAAAGAAAUGCAUGAAAGGAAACGACAAAGAGAAGAGGAGAUUGAAGCUCAAGAAAAAGCCAAACGAGAAAGGGAAUGGCAGAAAAACUUUGAGGAAAGUCGAGACGGUCGGGUAGAUAGCUGGCGAAAUUUCCAAGCAAAUACCAAGGGGAAGAAAGAGAAGAAGAAUCGGACCUUCCUGAGACCACCGAAAGUAAAAAUGGAGCAGCGUGAGUGACCAACUGGAUCACAGCCACGGAAACCUCCCCAGCUGUCUCCUUCCUGCUUUGAAGGACUCAUUCUUUCCUCCCACUUCCACCCCAACAUAGAGUAGUAUUUGCUUUUUAGUCCAUUUUGUUUUCAAUACAAUUUAAUAUCAAUCAGAGUAAUUCUUUUCUACAUUGAAAGGAGGGGCUCGUUUAACCUUCCCCAGUCCUUACCAGUAGAACAACAGGAUUGAGGGGGCCACCAUGGGCGCUACUUUCCUUUUCCCCCAGCCUGUAACUUGGUGUUUUGUACUCCACGGAAUUGUGAUGGCUAGAAAUGUCCAUGUAUAGUUUGUGGGAAUCAUCCAAUUAAAUGUUGUGCUUACAGUGGUGUUGCCGUGACUUCAGAGAAAAGCCUGGGCCACCUUAGGAAGCUCUUUCUCUUGCUUCUGGGUGUGCCAUUCCUUUGAAGCUCUAGGUCAGACAGGGAGGGCAUUGUGGGCACUCAGGACAAUCCCUUGAUGCCCUGAGGCUCUGUAGUGGUUGGCAUGUGCCUUUAUGUCUGACUGACCAAUCACCAUGGCAUGAAAGCUCCAAGCCACCUAAACCCAUUCACUUUCCAAAGAGCUAGCCAUCUAAUACCAUUGUGUCUUAGCUUAUCUGCAUUCAUUAGUGGUAAUUAUUCUUUAUGUAUAAUAAAUUUUUAUACCCAAACCAUA